GUUCUUGAAAGCAAGCAGAUUUACUAAACUCCUCAACUGAAAAUGCUGCUUCCCUGAAACCCCUGGAAAUUACUUCCACAGCCACGUUUAAAGCAAUGGGGAAUUCCACCUCUCAGAUAUCUCGUUCUUCUCACUGUGCUAAUGAACAAUAUCAGCUGGACUCCUACUUGUUUCCAAUUAUUUACAUCAUCGUGAUUGUAAUCAGUGUUCCCGCUAACAUUGGAUUUCUAUGUGUGUCCUUACGGCAAAUGAAGAAGGAAAACGAGUUGGGUGUUUACCUUUUCAGCCUAUCUUUAGCAGAUCUUUUGUAUUCAGUGACUUUGCCUCUGUGGAUCCAUUAUACUUGGAAUGGAGAUGACUGGGUAUUCGGUGCCACCACGUGCAAAGCCAGUGCUUUUUUGAUGUAUGUGAACUUUUACAGUAGCUCUGCAUUCCUUACCUGCAUCUCUGUAGAUCGAUACCUAGCCGUAGUCUUUCCCCUGCAAUUUUCCUACCUCCGGACAAGAAGAAUAGCCAUCUAUGUCAGCAUAACAGUCUGGGCAAUAGAAUUACUAUUCAACUCAAAGAUUUUGUGGGAAAAUGAUAUGUACAUUGAAAACUGCCAAGAUGCCACCAACUAUACUCUGUGCUAUGACAAAUACCCUUUAGAAAUCUGGCAAGCUAAUCUAAACAUCUUCAGGACCUUUACAGGGUUUGGGAUCCCUUUAGCCAUAAUGAUGUUUUGUAAUCAUAAAGUGUAUCGAGCUAUAGUGGGCAAUCAAGCCACAGACAACCACGAAAAGAAGAGGAUUAUAAAACUGCUCUUAAGUAUCAGCUUGACUUUCCUCCUAUGCUUCACCCCCUUCCACAUCAUGUUACUGAUUCGCAGUAUUGGGGAACGAAACAAUCAGAGUUUUGGCAAGCACAUGUUCAAACCGUACAGAAUCACAGUUGCCCUGACAAGUUUAAACUGUAUCGCUGAUCCAAUUCUCUACUGCUUUGUGAGUGAAACAGGGAGAUCAGAUAUGUGGAAUAUUUUUAAAUACUGCAGCAAUAAGCAGCAAUGUAAUAUGUGCAUACCAAAAGAUUCCUCAUUUUCUAGGUCAACAAAGAAUACCGAAUUAGAGAUUGAGCACUGAAUUAAACGGAAUAUUUAUCAAAGCACUGAGUUCCACAAUAUCAGAAUGGGACUUAAAACUAAAACGAUAGGUUUUUUUUUAACCUCUUGAAGUUUUUCUCCUAGGCUGUCCAAGUCCUACAGAAUACCACACAUACAACAGACAAUCACAGAAUGAUAGUCAUGAGGAUAAUUAUAAAAAUUCAGACUGUUAGGCUGAGGAAAAUAAAUGCAAUAUCAUGUGUCCAAAAGGGCCUAGAUUGUACACUACAGUGAUAGCACUGUAGGCAUUUGGUAGGACCAGGUGAAGAGAACAUCUGGGCCUUUGACAAAGUGGAAGAGAUUCAUGACUCUUAAUCCCACUUGCUGAAAUAAAACUUGUCCCUUUUCUAAA
This is a messenger RNA of Tachyglossus aculeatus (Australian echidna), 1490 nucleotides long. It is a transcript of the gene GPR65, whose product is annotated as G protein-coupled receptor 65. Gene Ontology annotation, cellular component: membrane. The transcript is spliced from 2 exons. Lineage: Eukaryota; Metazoa; Chordata; Mammalia; Monotremata; Tachyglossidae. Bases 96 to 1118 code for a protein of 340 amino acids. The record is from RefSeq and is a predicted model, not a curated record. Gene Ontology annotation, biological process: G protein-coupled receptor signaling pathway. Gene Ontology annotation, molecular function: G protein-coupled receptor activity.